This is a messenger RNA of Venustampulla echinocandica, 4905 nucleotides long. RefSeq lists its product as uncharacterized. The transcript is spliced from 4 exons. Bases 1 to 4905 code for a protein of 1634 amino acids. Gene Ontology annotation, biological process: long-chain fatty acid biosynthetic process. Gene Ontology annotation, cellular component: fatty acid synthase complex. Gene Ontology annotation, molecular function: 3-oxoacyl-[acyl-carrier-protein] reductase (NADPH) activity; holo-[acyl-carrier-protein] synthase activity; fatty acid synthase activity. The record is from RefSeq and is a predicted model, not a curated record. NCBI's taxonomy places the organism in Eukaryota, Fungi, Ascomycota, Leotiomycetes, Helotiales, Pleuroascaceae.
AUGCAUUCCCAAAUGGAGCAGCAGUUGGGCUACUCCCUCUUGCUUGAGCUUUUAUCAUAUCAAUUUGCUUCACCAGUUCGAUGGGUCGAAACACAGGAUGUUUUGCUACAGAAACAGCAGACCCAGCGGCUGAUUGAGAUUGGCCCCUCUGAUACCCUGGCAGCGAUGAUGAAGAAGACUUUGGCAUCCCAAUACCAAAUGUCCGAUGCUGCAGUUUCACGGAAACGAACUGUAUUAUCCUAUGCACGAGACGCUUCAAAAAUCCACUACGAUGCGGAUACUACACCAAAUUCCAGAAAGAGGAAAGAGCCUGCGCCGACGAAGCCAAAACUGCCUCCCCCUCCAAUUCCGAAAGAUGCUGUAAGCAUGCAAGUCUUGACGCCCCAACCUCCCGUUGUAGCGCAGGAAAGUGCGUCAGUUCUGGAAUCACCUGACGUACCAGUUUUGGCCGAGGACGUUGUACUCGCAAUUAUAGCGCCGAAGUUAAAGAAGGCAUUUGGGAAGAUUGAUAAAACAAAGUCGAUUAAGCAACUCACCGGAGGCAGGUCCACGCUUGGAAACGAAAUUGUUGGCGAUGUCAACAGCGAGUUUGGCAGCGUUCCCGAUAGAACAGAAGAUAUGACCGUUGAAGAACUUGGCAUAGCGUUGACUUCCUCUGGUUUUAGCGGGCACCUCGGCAAGAUGUCCACCGCUAUGAUCAACCGGCUAUUCUCCCUUAGUAUGCCUCCUGGGUUUAAUCUUCAGCGUGCUAGAACCUUCAUAAAGGAACGCUGGGGAUUCCAACCAGGGCGCCAAGAUGCAGUUCUGCUUCGUGCCACUACUAUGCAGCCUGCGUCUCGUCUUGCUACUACUUCGGAUGCGGAGUCCUUUUUGGCGGAUCUCGUCACACACUAUGCCGCAGAGCUUAAUUUAAACCUUGCAACACCUUUGGCCGUUCAAAUCUCUGGCUCAACCGAUGGCAAUAGUCAGCUACACGCGAAGCUUAUGAUGACUGACCACGAGCUGGCUGCUAUUACUAAGGAGAAAGCUGCAUGGAGGAGGGCGAAACUUGAAGCUCUGUCAAAGCGUAUGCAGAUUGAUCUACGCGCUGGUGAUAAAGCGCAUGUAGUUAUGAAAAAGAAACACGAUAUUUUACAGAAAGAGCUCGACGAUUUGACUGCAGAGUUUGGCGAAGUUUUACUGAGUGGGGUUUCGAAUUCCUUCGCAAGUGUGAAAGCGCGUCGGUUCAAUUCGUCCUGGAACUGGGCGCUCCAAGACUUGCUAGAGGUGUAUCACGGUGUUCAGGGUGGAGCUCUGAGCCCUGAUAAUCCGGAUCUUCUAAAUCGCUGCGUUUUGAUCGCCAGUCGUGCGGAUCCUAGAUUCCUCCGUGUAUUGAAUCAGAUCGACUCAGUCCCUUCUGGAGCUCCGAGGCGACAAAGUGCCAGGGCUAUCAUUUUGCACCUCAAAGAUCUCUGCAACGAAAUUUCAUCGAGCGGUCUUGUGCCGUACACAUCCUUCACCAAUAUCUUCAGCCGAGCACCGAAAACAAUAAUCGACCAAAACGGCAACGCCCUCUAUGAAGAAGUGCCACGCUCCAUCUCCGACGAGCUCCCCACACUGCUACUCAAAACCAAGAACAAAAACAGGAAUUGGAAGGUCGAUGAAGAUCUAACACACAAAUUUAUCAGUCUGUUGAAAAAUACCCGCAAGAACGGUGUGUCAUUCAAAGGCAAGAAUGUACUCGUCACAGGCGCAGGCUUGAACUCUAUUGGAGGCGAGCUCCUCAAAGGCCUUCUUGCCAGUGGCGCCAAGAUUAUCACAACUACCAGCAGCUACUCGCGAAAGACUCUGAAAGCCUAUCAAAAAAUUUACAUGCAAUUCGGCGCCAAAGAUUCGGAAUUGGUUAUUGUCCCGUUCAACCAAGGUAGUCAGAGAGAUUUAGAUGCUCUCGUAGACUACAUAUAUGACCCUGUCAACGGACUAGGAUGGGACAUCGAUCACGUUGUCCCCUUCGCCGCUAUCUCAGAAACAGGCCGCGAGGUUGACGGAAUUGAUUCCAAGUCCGAACUAGGUCAUCGUAUCAUGCUGACCAACCUUCUACGUCUACUAGGCGUUGUAAAGAAGCAUAAGCAACAGGGAGAGUCCUUGUGUCGACCUGCCCAAGUCAUAUUACCACUGUCGCCAAAUCAUGGUGCAUUUGGCGGUGAUGGGAUGUAUGCUGAAUCCAAAAUUGCCCUGGAAGCUCUGUUCGACAAGUGGAAUUCCGAAAGCUGGGCGCCAUUCCUGUCUAUAUGUGGUGCCUCGAUUGGGUGGUCGCGAGGGACUGGUCUCAUGGUGGGCAAUGACAUCCUCGCCAUGGGUAUAGAAGAGCGUAAAGUGCGCACUUUUUCGCAGGCAGAGAUGGCGUUCUAUAUCCUCGUUCUUAUGACGAAUACGAUUGCCAUCGAAUGCGACGACCAACCUAUCUAUGCAGACUUGACAGGCGGUUUGGACGAGGUUUCUAAUCUCCCCGAGCUAUUAAAUAAAGUCAGAGCCGAUAUCAACGAAGAAAAGACCAUUCGCCGAGCUCUCGUAGAAGAAGAAGCGAUUGAACGUGCCGAAGGCGGUACUGCCCAAGAAACGGCCCCUCAACAGGAGCUGAUGAAACCUCAGCCGAAUGUCCAACUCUCGUUUCCUCAACUGCCGGACUGGGAUGCUGAGAUCAAAACCUUGCAUCAACAGUUGGAUGGCAUGGUUGACUUGGACACUGUCGUCGUCAUUACAGGUUUCGGGGAGCUUGGGCCAUGGGGAAAUUCUCGUACGCGUUGGGAGAUGGAAGCAAACGGUGCAUUUUCAAUCGAGGGCUGUAUCGAGAUGGCAUGGGUGAUGGGACUUAUCAAAAAUUUCGAUGGGCAGCUUGACGGAAAAGAAUACCAUGGUUGGAUUGAUGUCAAGACGAAGAAGCCAGUUCACGCAGCAGAUGUGAAGAAGCUGUAUGAAGCACAAAUGCUGGAGAAUUCCGGCAUACGCGUUGCGAACCAUGAAGGCGAUAAACCGGACACCCUUCUCCAGGAGGUUAUUGUUGAAGCAGAUCUUCCGCCUUUCUCUGUGCCUCAAGAGCUGGCCAGUCAAUACCAGGCGGAGCACGGCGAACAUGUCGAUGUAUGUGCCGGAGGCUCUGACGAAGAGCGCUUGGUGAGUUUCAAAAGGGGCGCCGUGUUAAUGCUGCCAAAGUCUCUCGAGUCUAUUCGCAGGGUGGUGGGUCAGAUUCCAGAAGGCUGGGAUCCGCGAACCUAUGGUAUUCAGGAGGAUAUUAUAUCGCAAGUUGACCCUGUCACGCUAUAUACUCUCGUUGCAACAGUGGACGCACUCUUAGCUUCGGGUAUCACCGAUCCAUUCGAGUUAUACAAGUAUGCCCAUGUUUCGGAGAUCAGUAACUGCCUUGGAUCAGGCUUCGGUGGUGCUUCGUCGUUGAAGCAGAUGUAUCGCACCCGUCACUUCGACAAACCAGUACAGAGUGACAUUUUGGCUGAAACCUUUAUCAACACGACUUCAGCAUGGGUGAAUAUGCUUCUUCUUUCAGCCGCAGGUCCGAUUCGUACAGCUGUAGGAGCCUGUGCAACUUCGAUUGAGUCGCUGGAGACUGGAAUUGAGACUAUUAUUACCGGAAAGGCAAAGAUGUGUUUGGUUGGGGGUGUCGAUGACCUCGAUGUCACUGUAUCUACCGAAUUCGCUAAUAUGAAAGCAACAGUAGACGCAGAGAAGGAGUUCCAGAAGGGCAGAGAGGCAGCGGAAAUGUCUCGACCGACUGAUUCAACACGCGGUGGAUUCGUUGAAUCCCAAGGCGCAGGCGUACAGGUCAUCACCUCCGCAAAACUCGCACUAGACAUGGGCUUGCCAAUUUAUGGAAUCGUUGCUCUUGCAUCAACCGCCAGCGACACUAUAGGAAGAUCAGUGCCAGCACCAGGUAAAGGCAUCCUGACAAACGCGUCCGAGAGAGUAUCAAGGUUUCCCUCGCCACUACUCGAUAUCCAAUAUCGCCGCCGCCAACUACGUAUCCGGAGAGAACAGAUUCAAGCAUCCACGGAGCUUGAACUCGGCUUAAUCAACCAAGACCUCUCUGUGAUCGAGGGGGCCAACUCAAGCGACAUCGCCACUGAUAUUGAGCAACUUCAUAGCCGCAAAGCCUAUAUUUGCCAGGAAGCACAAAACCUCACGAAAAGCGCACUUUCCGUCUUUGGCAACGAGUUCUGGAAAAACGACACAAGUAUCGCCCCUAUACGCGGUGCACUGGCAGUCUGGGGGCUCAGUAUCAACGAUAUCGACUUCUUGUCUCUGCAUGGCACAGGCACCAAGCUAAACGACAUCAACGAAGCCCAAGUGAAUCAACGUCAACUAUCGCACUUAGGCCGUGAGCCUGGAAGUGUCGUGCUGGCCAUUUGUCAGAAACACUUGACCGGCCAUUCCAAAGGCGCAGCAGGGGCAUGGAUGCUCAACGGAUGCCUUCAGGUGCUCGACUCGGGCAUCGUGCCGGGAAACCGGAACGCAGAUAACAUUGACAUUGGGCUGGCUGAGAAUGACAACUUGGUGUUUCCUAACCGCACCAUUCAAACGACGGCUGGCCUGAAAGCUUUUAGUCUUACCUCGUUCGGUUUCGGGCAAAAGGGUGCCCAGGCAAUCGGUGUUCAUCCGCGGUAUUUAUACGCUGCGAUUAGCAAAGCCGAGUUUUACCAGUACAAGGAGAAGCUCUGUCAACGGAAAAAAAAAGCGAAUGGGUUUUUCAAGAAAGCGAUGCCGACGAACACGCUUUUUGUGGCUAAAGAUAAGGCACCGUAUCGACCCGAGCAGCUCUCUGAGGUGUUUUUGAACCCGGAGGCCAGAGCUGUGGAAGCCGAACAGAGUGAGGAGCUGUAUUAUGAGGAUGAUUUGGUAGAUAAUUUAAUAUAG